ACAUAAUCUAAGCGAAUUUAGUUGUGCUCUGACUGUUGUUGGUGGCAUACUGGUGUGUUCACUGUAGACCCCGUACUAUCACACUCGGCUGUCGUCGGCAAAGGGUGAAAAAUUUCCACUUAAAUUAAUAAUAGAUACAACCGCAGUGUAUCAAAUUUAAUAAAUAGAAGAACACGUGUCAUACAGUAUUUUAUCGUCGUUACAAGUGUCGUAUCUAUGUUUAUCAGUGCGUCGUGUAAACAGCAACAACAUAUAGUAUUGCUCAGACUCAGACUACCUUAGAGAUCUGUGCCGUUGACAAAUAGAGACAACCUUCACCUUGAAUUAAUUGAUUGUUCGCGACGCGAUGAGCAUCAGAGUAUUCGCCGUUACUCAGCACUUUUACAAGAGUGUGCUCAGCAGAUCGGGCAGACAGCGUUCUCGCAUUUGUCUCCGGCGCUUAUCUGCAGAACCUCCAGCGGCCGUUAAAGGUCACGACUUUCACCCCGCCCACCUGCACUAUAUUGGCAAGGAUCCGCUGGUCUAUCGCAAUGUCGGCCAGGAACUGGAACGCGCUGCUUCCGAAUAUGGCAAUACGGAAUCCAUUGUUUCGUGUCACGAACAAAAGCGUUACACAUUCCGCGGCCUCAUUGAGGAUGUUGAUCGUGUGGCUGCUGGUCUUUUGAAACUCGGUUUGCAGCAAGGUGAUCAUGUGGGGAUUUGGGCGCCCAACAAUAUGCACUGGUAUCUGACGAUGUUGGGCGCAGCUCGCGCCGGUUUGGUGUCGGUGGGUAUAAACCCCGCCUUUCAGGGCCCCGAAGUGGAGUACUGUCUAAAGAAGGUCAAAGUGAAAGCCAUAAUCAUGCCGGAGACCUUUAAGACACAAAACUACUAUGAAAUUAUCAAAGGUAUUUGUCCGGAGUUGCCCGACAGUGUUGAUGGCUGCAUAAAGAGUGCCAAUCUGCCACAUUUGAAGUACGUCAUUGUCGACACGCCCAACAAAUUGAAGGGAUCGCUUACUUUCGACGAUUUGCUCGGUUUGUGUAACCCAGCUGAACGUGAGGCUAUCAAACAACUGCAGUUUCAUGUUCUACCAGACAGUGGCUGCAAUAUACAGUUCACCUCUGGCACCACAGGCAAACCGAAAGCUGCUGUGCUGUCACAUUACAAUUUCGUUAAUAACGGCAUACAUAUCGGCAACCGUAAUCAACUCGACAGCAGUUCACGCAUCUGUGUGCAAGUGCCGUUAUUCCAUGUUUAUGGCGUUGUUAUAACUGUAAUGGCUGCGAUGACGCAUGGCAGUACAUUGGUGCUACCCGCAGCUGGGUUCAGUCCGGCCGAUUCCUUACAUGCCAUUGUCAAAGAGAAAUGCACCGUUAUCCAUGGCACACCCACGAUGUAUGUCGAUCUCAUUAAGAAGCAAAGAGAGCUAAAUCUGCCACUGAAGACAGCAAAAAUGGCAAUCACGGGUGGAGCGCCGUGUUCGCCUCAGCUUUUCUUAGAUAUUAAAAAUGUUCUGGGUCUGGAUCAUGUGCGUACCGUUUAUGGUUUAACCGAAACCACCGCCGUGAUAUUCCAGUCCAAACCGAGUGAUAAGAUGGACAAAAUUUUGAACACUGUAGGACAUCUAUUGGAUCACAUUGAAGUGAAAGUGGUCGAUGCUGAAGGCCGUAUAGUACAAUUCGGUGAACCGGGUGAGCUUUAUGUACGUGGCUAUGCGACCAUGCUGGAAUACUACGACGAUGCGGAGAAAACUAAGGACACCAUCGGUAAUGACAAAUGGCUUAAAACCGGCGACCAAUUCAUUCUACAAGCAGACGGCUAUGGACGUAUUGUGGGACGACUGAAGGAGAUGAUCAUACGUGGAGGAGAGAAUCUUUUCCCCAAAGAAGUCGAAGACUUUCUCAACUCACAUCCGAAAAUCAUUGAAGCGCAUGUCAUUGGAGUGCCAGAUGAACGCUUGGGUGAGGAGUGCUGCGCCUUUGUGCGAUUGCAAGAUGGCGUCGCGAGCAUUACACAUGACGAAGUGAAGGAAUUCGCUAAAGGAAAGUUGGCACACUUCAAGGUACCUCGCUAUAUCAUACCUAUAGAUCAGUUUCCCAGAACUGCCUCUGGCAAAAUACAAAAGUUCAAACUCGCCAAGGCUUACAACGAAAUGCAAAAGUAAAAGCAGUAUUUGUCUAUUGGAAAGAAGAUGAGACUCGCACUAAUAUUCGUCAUCUUUUUAUUUGUAAAAUUGUUCAACAUUAUUAAAAAAUAGAAUAAAAGAACUCAGUAAAUAUGAAA
Messenger RNA from Zeugodacus cucurbitae (melon fly), 2265 nucleotides. Its product is annotated as medium-chain acyl-CoA ligase ACSF2, mitochondrial-like. The coding region runs from base 347 to 2146 and encodes 599 amino acids. Gene Ontology annotation, molecular function: medium-chain fatty acid-CoA ligase activity. The transcript has 4 exons. Gene Ontology annotation, biological process: fatty acid metabolic process. The record is from RefSeq and is a predicted model, not a curated record. NCBI's taxonomy places the organism in Eukaryota, Metazoa, Arthropoda, Insecta, Diptera, Tephritidae.